Molecule: messenger RNA, 5913 nt
Organism: Leishmania braziliensis MHOM/BR/75/M2904
Lineage: Eukaryota; Euglenozoa; Kinetoplastea; Trypanosomatida; Trypanosomatidae
Exons: 1
Coding region: 1-5913 (1970 amino acids)
Source: RefSeq, a predicted model, not a curated record
AUGCAGAGUCGGAGCACUUGCGCGCGCAGGCCCCGUGGCGGGUCAGGGGAGGGGACGACGCGGCCCAGCCUCCGCGAUCACACCUCACCGCAGCGCCAGCGUUGCCGACUUUCGAAGUCUGCGGAGGAAACCACCGAACCGGUGCUCACGUGCACCGCUUCCACCGCUGCCGCGAUUACCUCGAGCCCAUCGAUGCGAGCAACCGCGACCAGCUUAGCGCUCUCCAUACCGCGCUCUCGCAACUCGGCCGCUUUGGAGGCGUUUUCACUGAGCUUUCAGAAUUGCCUCCACCGGCAGGAGAUCCUCUUCCAGCGCGUCGACGCCGCCGUCGCUCAGCUGGAGGGCGCGCGCGUCAACGCUGGCUGUGGUGCGUCGUUUCCAUCCCCGCUGCACGAGGUCGGUGUGACGCUUUUCUCGUCUUUCCCAACGCCGACAGGCCCGGCUCGGAGCACUGGCCCGCUGCCGCGGUAUGCGUUACCGCCAUACCACCUCUCCCCCUACAGUCCCGCGGCGGCAGAGGCCGGGGUGCCGCUGGCGCAACCGAACACCACUAUAACCCUUCCAGGCAUUGUUGCCGGAGGAAGGAGCAGCGGCACCGCCGCUGGCAUUGCGAGCUACAACAGCCACAUGAGCGGCCCCCCGAUCCCCGUUGUGUCGCUCGCCUCGCCAGUACUUUCCGUCUCGUCCUCCCUGCACGAGUUCCCGUUCGCUGACAUUCGCCACAACGCGCGGCGGCGUCCGCCAAGCCAAAGCUCCGCGUCCUCGACUCUCUCUUUGUCCGUCGUUGUGAUGCGGCCCGCGCUGGAGCGCAUUGGCGGCAGUCGAGGAGCUGCGACGGCGGGGUAUCCUUCCUCCCAGGGUCAUCUAUCACCACUUCCGCAGACGUCGUCGCACCUCGAGUUGCCGACCUACGUGCGGCUUGAUGGAGCGGCAACGGCGCCGACCCAGGCGACCCCAUCUAGGCUCUCACAUCCACUCGCACACUUCCCUUCCUCGACACCGGCGGCACCGCUGUCGCUCGCUCGGUUAGCCGACAUGCAGCAGCAGUUCCUCACGAGCAACACCGGCUGCACAAGCAGCACGCCACGGAACACAGGAGUAGCGUCGCCGGCGCUGGGCAGUGCUGCGGCGGUGGCCCACACCUCACCCCUCUCCUUCAGUGGCGGAGGGGCGCUGGGCACACAGCGAUAUCCAGUCGCUGAAGCGGAUGUCAUCACGGGUGACCCGACCACGGAAGCCGCUGCGCUGCUUGCGUCUGUCGAAGCAGCGUCUUCGCACGAGGAAGCCACGUCGCGUAGCUUGGUGAGUACCGCUGUGGAGACCAGCGCGCCUGGGGAUGCAUGGCGGAGCGCCAGGAGUGGACUGAAGAGCAGUACUGCAAGCGAGUCGUCCACUGACCGCAGUGACUCCGCUUCUCCGGCCCGACCCGAUGUGCCGACGCCGUACCUCGCCACUACCAUCUCUGCCGCAGACAAGAGCUUCAACAGCUGCUGUUGCUGCUGCGGCGGCGCAGAGAGCGAUAGGAUGCCGACGUGGUCUAACAGCCUACCUGGGCACGCGAGGGACGGAAACCUUCGCCUCAGCGACAUUGGUGAUUCUUCCGUAAUGAGCGUCUUCAGCGAGAGUGCGGAGAGCGUGUCGCUCUCGCCGCUCUCGCAUCUACCUUCAAUUUGGGUCGGCACCCCGAGGGCGCGGAGCGCCUUCGGUCAGACGUCGCCGCUGCAGCCACUGGCGCCGUUGCAACAAAACUCCUCGCUUGGCAGGAGCGGCAUCAACAUAGCGUGGAUGCCACCCCACCUUGUGUCGAAUAGCCACAAUAGCCACAACAGCAGCAAUGCCGCUGGUACGACGCAGGCACCGGCGGACCAGUCCCCCAGCGCAGAGGCCGUGUCAGAGCACCCGCGACAUACACCGACUGUGGUUAGCUCCAGCGGCUCUCUGCUGUCGACGAGUCAGCAGCAACUGCAUCACCGAGGCUCAGCGGAGGUGCUUUUUCCCUUGUCCGCGCCGUGUGUAUUGUCGCCUUCCCCAACACCAGUAGUCUUGCCGCGUGCAAGUGACGUGGUACACUGCAGCAGCGUCCAACUGACCUCCGUCAGCUUGUCAGGCAGCGGCAUACCGCUCGUCAGUGCGAACAGCAGCGGAGGCAACGCUGCUGGGCCGGCAGCGAUGGAUGGAAAUAUCGUCUCCAGCCUUUCUUCAACUUCUCCUCUGAUGCCGUUGGUUUUUUCUGGCAGCGGGAGCGGCUCCACAGGCGGCGGCGGCGGCGCUGUCGAGGAUGCGGCUCAAGAACCGACAUCGCCACUAACGACCUGCCGCCAACUCGCCCUUUCGCCGUCGCGGUCGGCCGAGGAAGUUAAUGGCGAUGAUCCCUUCCCGGAGUCCUCGCUGCGGUCGUCGGUAGGCUCGGCCAAGGAGGUGGCCGCCGAGGAUGCGGAGCUGCAGCGCUUGGCCAAGCGCUACGCUCCACCACCGCCACCGCAAUCGUUGACAGAGUUGCAGCAGCAGCAAAACCAGCGGCGCCGCUGGAGUGCGCCACCCGUGCCCACCAUGCGGCGUCCGCCCAUGGCACCUCUGCGUUUACCCAGCGCUGCCAGCCCGGCGGCGGCGGCGCGGGAUGAGGAGGAGCGACUGCGCAGUGCCACGCCACUGGGUGUGAAACCAGAGGAGUGGCUGUCGUUUGAGCAGCAGCACGAGCGGCUGCACCUGCCGGAGUGCUGGCGUGAUAGCGAGGUGGUCGUCGUCGAUCAUGUGGAGAAGAGUCGAGAAAGUGACACCGAGGAGGCAGCACGGCUGCUACUGCUGGAGGAGGAGCUGCUUAGGGAGCUGCGGCAGAGCCAGUCGGGUCAGAUGGGCAGCGACGGUCUGCUUCGGCGAGGCCGCCGACGGGGAAGUCGACGUCGGCGCUUAAUGGUGGGCGGCAGUGUCACCGACGAGGCGAUAGGCGAGGGGGAGGUUGAUUGGGGUGAUGACUCGGACGAUGAUGCCGCGGCGGACGCCACCUACGAAGCACGCCUGGCGAGUUACGGCAAAGCGAUGUUGCUGUAUCGAAGCCGCCGCUUUCACGCCUCACUGUACCGCGGCGGCGAGGAAAGCUCGCACAGCAACAGCCCAGCUACCACGGUCGGGUGUUGCCAAGGAGGUCCCGUUAGUGGAGGAGACAGACGAGGCUUCACCCCUGGCACCACCAACCCCUCAAGAGGGGAGUCCGAUGGUGACUGCACCGUUUCUCCAGCUGCUACAAACGCUCAUGCAGGCUCGUCGGCACCGUCGAAGCGCAUCUUCAGCCGUCGCCAUUCAGCCCCGGCAACCAUCUGGAGCUCCGACAACAGUGCAGAGUGGCGUGACCUGCAGGCCCGCUUCGACGAACUCAUCAGUAUUCAGCAGCGUAGCCGCGAAAGUGAGUGGGAUGGCACCGAUGGCAUUACUCCUGACGAGCAGCUUCUGGCACCACUAGCGAGCACGAUGGCGUCUAGCCCCAUGAAAGAAGGCCCCGCCAGCGGUAUGCCACGUCGCCGUCGCAGCCGCAGCUGCAGUCACGAACUCACUGCCUGCCCACCAGAUGCGGAGGGCGCGCGGGCGCAGAGCGCCUCUCCUCUGACGGGCGACCUCAGCAACGACUACCGCAGCGACGUGCCGCAUCGCGGCGACGGGGGCAGCACUUCGUCUGCUUCAUCUUCGCGUGUUGCUGUGGCGACACCGAUGCCGCUCGAGCGGACGCACACCCACCCAAGCCCGAGCGGCUACCGCCACGUCGAACAGGAGCGGAAAACUCAAGCCGAUGCGGCGGCAUUGCCUCCCUCGCCGACACGAGCCAAGGAGGGUAUCUCUUUUGCUUCCCUCUCUCCAUACGCAUCGAUGACAUCGUCACCGCUGAAGCAGGGCGGUUCCCCAGUGCAGUCGAGCUGCGCCAACGUGUUGACUAUCCGCAAGAACUCGCCUGGGUUCCCGACGUCGCCACGGCACCUGUCCAUGACAGUGAACGCGACCCGCACCACCGGCACGAAGGGCUCUGCUGAGACACAUAGGGGGGUUGGCAAGCACGACAGUGACGGGGUCAAAGACGAAAAUCUUCAGAAGAGCGCUGUUGCCGUUCGUAAGCCUGUGGAGCCGUCAACACUGCAGACGCCGAAGUCAUGCUUCGCGCCUGUCUCCCGCGCGGCGUCAUCGAGGGGUAUGCUGGGGCGGUCACAACGUACUGCGGGGCUGCCCACCGCGUCAACGAAGGGGCGCCCAAAACCCAAGGCAGCCCGGACAGGUCGCGCCGCCGAGUCGAGGGCUGUUGCUGCUGCAGUGCCGGCAACCCGUGCUGUAUCCGCGAGGCAGAGGCCGCAGGCGUCAGCGACGCCUAUGCCGUCUGCUUUGACAGCCACCAGUGCGAGGAGGGGCAGCAGUGCCGCUUGGAAGUCUGGCAGCUGCGUCUCCGCCAGAGGUCCGAGCAACAGUGUUAACAGCAGAGGAGGACGCUGUGCUCCAUGCAGCUGCACGAGCUCCGCCUUCCUUGACACCACGACCGCUGUCUCCAUCGUUUCUACUAAGGAGGCAGAUGACGAGGCGCCGACUGCUGCGACGGAGUUGCGCAGCCACAGCACUCCUCACAUCGACACGAGGACAAUACUCCCAGCAUCGCCCCCAUUUGGCCACGCUCUCGAUGGCGGGGAGGUCGUUGAGCCCUUCUCGCAGGUGUUAGUGGCCACCACUGCCACCACUGCCGCCGCGCCAGUCACCGUGCCGACCACCGUACCGCCCCCGCCAACGAUCCAGAAGAGCGCGCAGGACAGCGGCGUGCAGCGCGGACGGCUGCGAGACAAGGUCAACUCCAGCCGAGACCCCGACAAGGACCACGGCGCCCACGAUGUUCUUCUCUCCUCUCCGCUACAGCAUCGGCAACGGAGACACGCUGGGGCGGAGGGUGAGGCAGCCGUGUCGACUCGCCCGUUGCACAAGGCGAGUGCCCGACAUGGGCCGGGGGCUCCAGAGAGCGAAGCGAGGCAUCCGGACGGCGGUGCCGUAGCGGGGUCGAUUACCACAGAGGGCGCCGACUCGCGCGCGCUGCUGCGACGACUUGCCGAGCAGAAGCGCCGCACCCGCGCCAUUGAAGAGUGUCUUCGAUUCGGGGUCAACAGCGCCGCUUUAAACAACCCCCAUAACGGCAGCCACAGUCCCCGCAGCGGCAACGGCAGCGGUUUCAUGUGGGGCGACGGGCUCACCAUAGGCAGGUGGGGGCUGGAGCCAGAGAGCUGCGCGCCAUCGCGCGCCGUCGGGCGUGGAUGCACGGUCGCCGAGCUUGCUCGCCAGGACGUCAGUGCGGCGUUGCACAUGUACCCGGUGCAUCCGGUCAUUGGAGAAGCCACCUUGGACACCCCUAUGACUCGUGCCAUCACGGCUCCGUACUGCGUUGGUGCCGCGGCGGAUGUCCACCACGUGACGGUGAUCGACCCUUCCGACGCUGCGGUUGUCUACGGCACACACGCCGCUCAUUCUGGUGUGGGUGCCGGGGCGGUGGCAACUGCGCAGCAGACCUCAUCAAAUCCACGCCGGCGGCGCAUGGAUCUUCGCCUGCGCCUGUCGUCUAAGUUGACUGCCCCCUUGUCGUCUCAGUCAGCGAGCCCCACGAAGCGCAAUAAGGGCUGCGCUGCACCCCUCACAGCGGCCACCAACGCCGCCGCUGCUGCGUCGAUGGCCCCCGUCCAAAGCUUCCGACGCGCCGAGAGCCUCUACACCACUCUGCGCUCCCGCUCCCCGCUGUACAGCAGCGGAGCGCAGCAUGCCAGCAACGGCGAUCGUCGCCGCCACACCAUUGGCGAUGAUGUUCUGCCAACCGCUACAUUAUCCAUGUCCGAGCGCCGGCUGCAUCCUACGCGGACACCACUGGGCAGUCAGUUUGUCGACUUGGUCCGGGGAGGCGCGUGA